AUGAUCAUCGAACUUACAUCUUUAAAAAUUGAGCUUUCUCUUGAAAAACGCUAUGAAAUUGUAUUUCUACGUGAACAUCCAGCUGGUCCAAUGUUCAGUUUUGGACAAAUAGCUAAAGUGGUCCGCUGUAGUAAAUCUACAGCUAUUUUUUGGGUUAAAAAAUAUCAUGAAAAUCGUGAUCUAAGUAUUGCAGAAAGACUAGCCACUCAAAUACAAAAAAAUAUAAAAGAACAUGAUGUUAGGAUUAGUGUAGAGACUGUCAGACGACAUCUUCGUGAAUCUGGAGGUAAGUUUACUAAUGAAAUUUCUAAACCUUUGCUUACAGAAGCAUAUCAGAAGAAGCGGCUGCAAUGGGCAAAAAAACAUAAGAAUUUUGAUUGGAAUCAAGUUGUUUUUACAGAUGAGAGAUUUGGUAAGUUAUAUAGCUUUCAAAGGAACCUUAAUGCUAAUUUUAUAUAUACUAUUUAUGAGCAAGGUCUUCUGACUUCCACUUCUAAGCUUUUUGGAAAAGGUAACAUAGACUGGAUCUUGCAAGAGGAUAAUGAUCUAAAAUACCGGUCAAAAAUCGCAAAAAAAUGGAAGGAAGAAAAUAGUAUUAAGGAACUUUCUUGGCCAUUAAUAUCUCCGGAUCAAAAUCCUAUAGGAAAUAUGUGGUGGUUAAUGAAAUUAAUAUACAAAAAAAAAUCCAGUCAGUUAGAGGUUUGA
This is a messenger RNA of Funneliformis geosporum, 705 nucleotides long. NCBI's taxonomy places the organism in Eukaryota, Fungi, Glomeromycota, Glomeromycetes, Glomerales, Glomeraceae. The record is from the annotation of a GenBank genome assembly.